This is a messenger RNA of Daphnia magna, 1269 nucleotides long. RefSeq lists its product as uncharacterized. The record is from RefSeq and is a predicted model, not a curated record. The coding region runs from base 85 to 1023 and encodes 312 amino acids. The transcript is spliced from 6 exons. Lineage: Eukaryota; Metazoa; Arthropoda; Branchiopoda; Diplostraca; Daphniidae.
CCUCUUUACCUUUUCCUGCCUUUUGUCUCCAAGACAGAUCCCGAAUUCAAUUUUGAAUCCAAAUUCUAAACAGUGGCAGAAAAAAUGUUCUUCAAAACAAUAAUUUACUUCACGUUUUACUGUAUUUGUUUCUCAUCGCGGACAAGUGUCUCAGCGGCAACGGUAAGCCCACCGCGUUCUUGGAGACAGCAGCAAACCGUUGAGACAUUGCUGCGAUUUCCAUUCAUUAACUUCUUGGCCAAUCCGUGUGGAUUCAUGGCAGCCUCGUCUACCAUGAACCCAACACAGCCAAGUUGGCCCGGAAUAGCAACGGAACGACCGGUCAAUCAGUUUGACUCCAAUGUCCAACAAGCCACGCCAGCACCAUUGAGGACUCUUGACACUAACGCUACACUGGAACAACAGACCCUGGGAUUCCUCGGACCGCUCCGGGACCGCUACGCUAACCGGAACUAUACCAGCGAGGAGAGAUCCGCUCUCACCCAAGAGUUUAAACUCGUCGUCUUGGAAGCUAUGCAUUUGGCCCGCCACAUUUAUCCACCAACGGGUUUGCACCAAUGCGAUGGCAUCCAGCUGCAAUCGCUGCCUAAUGACGAUCAACUAGUUUCACCCACGGGAGAAAUUCAAUUGGAAGAGGUCUACCGUGGCAUGAUGAUAACAGCAGCGCAUUUGCAUUUGAUGAUUCGUGACGCUUAUGAUUCUGCCCGAUUUUGCCCCUCCGAAAAUCACGCCCAGCAUCAAAACAUCCGACAAUUAACGGGAAAAGUUGAGACUUCGAUGUGCCUGAUUCUGCACUCGGCUAUUGGAGCCGAGGACUACGAUAACCUUAACUUCUUCCGAGUGGCGAGAGAAGUUCUCAAGUCCAACGUGCACCGCUACUACGACUGCUCAGCCAGAGAGAUUCGGGGAUGCCUUGUAGUCCGCUUCGCAGAUCGAAUCUUUGGCGGAAUCCAACGAGCGCUUUUCUACACGGAAGCACCACAAACGUCUACCGCUCCAUACGUUGCGGAACAGAGUUCUUAAAAGAAGCAAACGACAACCAAAACAACCAAAAAUCUUUCCUUUUUCCGUUCUUUUUCUAUUACUUUCUCCAAUUUCAGGGUAUAAUCCAAGAUGAUCUCUCGUUCGGAACAAAGACACGCUUAUUCUUACUUGAUCUAACGAUAUCAUUCCCUUGUAAAAAAUUAUGGAGUAUAAAAAUUUACCAAUUGCUAUUUAUGACAUAUGAUAGUAUAUUAUAUAGUAUAUGAUACUAAAUAGAUGUGAUUA